Colletotrichum chrysophilum is the source of this 1944-nucleotide messenger RNA. RefSeq lists its product as uncharacterized. Lineage: Eukaryota; Fungi; Ascomycota; Sordariomycetes; Glomerellales; Glomerellaceae. The coding region runs from base 1 to 1944 and encodes 647 amino acids. The transcript has 2 exons. The record is from RefSeq and is a predicted model, not a curated record.
AUGAAUCAAAAUUUCAAUUAUCAAGAGCUUCAACGUCAGGUGCUACAGAAGCAGCAAGAGCUGGAAAGCCUCCAAAACCUACUCCACAAUGGCCCCGUGCAAGCACCUCAGACAAAUCCUCUGAACCUGCUCCCGCCCCAAGGUGACUACUACGUAGAACCCGCCAUCGCCCAGCAGCAGCAGCAGCAACAACAACCACAAUUCCACAAUGGCAUGCCCGCAGUCAGGAGAUCAACAAUGCCGAGGAUCAAGCGUGCGAGGGUCAUGUCGCAGCAGCUCCCUCGCGCUGUCCCCAUGACGGGCAUGGCGAGAAGCACAUCCAACCGCUCGGAAAAGUCAAUUCCCUUCGUCGCAAAGGGCUCCAUCGCUCCGUUGCAGACAUCAAAUACCCCCAACACCAUGAUGGAUCGCUUCACCCAGUCCAGAGACGAUCCUCAUGUCCUGUUCCAAGCGACCCAGCCCUCGUUGCAGCGCACGCCCUCAAAUCGUCGCCAGUCAAAUCUCCCGAGGGUCGAGGAGAACAUGCCCUACGCUGAUCCCGGCGUCGGCAUGAACAUUGCCGACUACCUCGCAACACAAGACGAGAGCCUCCCCUCGCCGGCCAUGAUCCCCCCACAACCGCAGGCUUUCUUGACGGCUGAUGGCCGCAACUCUCAGGCCAGCUUGGUCGCUUCGGUCUGCCCGUCGAUGAGCUCCGGCACAUCCGCCCCGGAGACCACCCCUUUGACGAGGGAAAACAGCUCUUUCGACCACCAAUUCGAGAGCCAGUCCCUCAAUGGUGCAUUUGAGAUGGCUCGUAUCAACUCGACUCAGUCGCAACUCGACUUUGUGCCGCAGGAUCUUUACACCUCUGCCCCCCUCGGCACGUCCCCGAACGUCAAGUCCGAGAGCUUUCUCGCUUAUGUCGGCGCUAGCCUCUCUCAGCAGCAGUAUGCUCAGCAGUCGCCCAUGGACGAACAAUUCUUGUCUCAGGGCUCGUCUCUGAUGGAACGCUCCAUCUCCGCCAACAGCACCGCUUCUACAAAGUCAACCCAGGAGCGCCGCGCAAAGGAUGUGUUCCAGCAGCAGAUCCAGAAUGCCACCCGCACCGCGCUGGCGCCCAAGCCUGCCGAUGCCACCAAGCCGUCCCAGUCCGCUACCAAGAAGGAGGGCAAGGUUGCGGUGACCAAGGGCACGUACACCCGUCCCAAGCACCCCAAGGUCUACUGCGACCAAUGCAAUGACCACCCCGACGGCUUCCGCGGCGACCACGAGUUGCGCAGGCACAUUAACGCCAAGCACGAGGGCACCAUCAAGAAGUUCAUCUGCCGCGACCCGGCCAAAGCCGGUCUCAAGUCAAACGUGGAGGCAAUCAACCCGCUGUCCAAAUGCAAGCAGUGUGUCGCUGGAAAGCAUUACGGUGCCUACUACAACGCUGCUGCCCACCUGCGUCGCACCCACUUCAAGCCCAAGACCCCCCGUGGCAAGAACAAGCGGGGCGACGACGACGAGAAGCGCGGCGGCAAGGGCGGUGGUGAUUGGCCUCCGAUGAACGAGCUCAAGCUCUGGAUGGAGGAAGUCUUUGUUACCGCCGACGAUGCCGAUGCCGCCGAGGCUGAGGCCCAGGAAGAGGACGAGGAAGAGGCUGUGCAGCUUGACCCCUCCAUGAUGGACUUUUCCCUGGGCCACAUGGGCGAGAACAUGGCCUACGACAUGAACUUUCAGGCGUCAUACCCGAUGCCCGAGUUGGCCAUUGACACCCAAGCCUCCUCUUUUCUGGCCGUUUCCAACAUGCCGCUCUCAUCUGCCUCUGAAGCAUUUGCGUUCUCGCCCUUUACCUCAAACUCGCCGAUGAACGGCAUGUCGCACGAGACGGCCUUCUCCAUCUCGUCCUCAAACACGGUUACACCCACUACAUACCAAGACCCGCUUGCCGAGGGCUUCGACAGUUAUGCGGUCUACUAA